Rangifer tarandus platyrhynchus (Svalbard reindeer) is the source of this 342-nucleotide messenger RNA. The record is from the annotation of a GenBank genome assembly. Lineage: Eukaryota; Metazoa; Chordata; Mammalia; Artiodactyla; Cervidae.
AUGUCCACUAUCCAGAACCUCCAAUCUUUCGACCCCUUUGCUGAUGCAACUAAGGGUGACGACUUACUCCCGGCAGGGACUGAGGAUUACAUUCAUAUAAGAAUCCAGCAACGGAACGGCAGGAAGACACUGACUACUGUUCAGGGCAUUGCGGAUGAUUAUGACAAAAAGAAACUUGUGAAAGCUUUCAAAAAGAAAUUUGCCUGUAAUGGUACUGUGAUUGAACAUCCGGAAUACGGAGAAGUUAUUCAGCUUCAAGGUGACCAAAGAAAAAACAUUUGCCAAUUUCUCUUGGAGGUUGGCAUUGUCAAGGAGGAACAGCUUAAGGUUCAUGGAUUCUAA